Nothoprocta perdicaria is the source of this 3800-nucleotide messenger RNA. It is a transcript of the gene SRSF10, whose product is annotated as serine and arginine rich splicing factor 10. The record is from RefSeq and is a predicted model, not a curated record. NCBI's taxonomy places the organism in Eukaryota, Metazoa, Chordata, Aves, Tinamiformes, Tinamidae. The coding region runs from base 89 to 877 and encodes 262 amino acids. The transcript is spliced from 6 exons. Gene Ontology annotation, molecular function: RNA binding.
CGCGGUGGCGCUGCGUGCUGCUCCGGAGGGUCCCUCAGCCGCUCGGCUCCGCGCAGCGCCCGCGCCGCCCCCGCCCGCCGCCGCCGCCAUGUCCCGCUACCUGCGGCCCCCCAACACGUCGCUCUUCGUGCGCAACGUGGCCGACGACACGCGGUCUGAAGAUUUGCGCCGUGAGUUUGGUCGUUAUGGGCCUAUAGUUGAUGUAUACGUUCCACUUGACUUCUACACUCGUCGUCCYAGAGGAUUUGCAUAUGUUCAAUUUGAAGAUGUCCGYGAUGCUGAAGAUGCUCUCCAUAAUUUGGACCGAAAGUGGAUUUGUGGUCGGCAAAUAGAAAUCCAGUUUGCACAGGGGGAUCGGAAGACACCAAAUCAAAUGAAAGCCAAGGAAGGGAGAAACCUAUACAGUUCUUCACGUUACGAUGACUAUGACAGAUACAGGCGGUCUAGAAGUCGGAGCUAUGAAAGGAGACGGUCUAGAAGUCGUUCUUUUGAUUACAGCUAUAGGAGAUCGUAUAGCCCUAGAAACAGUAGACCUGCUGGAAGACCUCGGCGUAGCAGAAGCCAUUCGGACAAUGAUAGGUUCAAACACCGCAAUCGAUCUUUUUCAAGAUCUAAGUCCAAUUCAAGAUCACGAUCCAAGUCACAGCCCAAGAAAGAAAUGAAGGCUAAAUCACGGUCUAGGUCUGCAUCUCACACCAAAUCUAGAGGCACCUCUAAAACAGAUUCUAAAACACACUAUAAGUCCAGCUCAAGAUAUGAAAAGGAAUCGAGAAAAAAAGAACCAGCUAGAUCCAAAUCACAGUCAAGAUCACAUUCUAGAUCUAGGUCAAAAUCCAGAUCAAGGUCAUGGACUAGUCCCAAGUCCAGUGGCCACUAACAGUGUAUCCAUGUUGUUUUUAGGCAUGUAACAUUCAUUUACACACAGUUCAGUUUACUUAAAUUAUCAGGAAUAUGAUGUUGCAACAGUGCUUAAAAAAAAAAACAACAACAAAAAGAAUUGUCAGUUUUCCCUGUAGCCGACAAUGGUUAUAAUUAAAACAGUGUCGAGAAGCCACUGAGAGAGAGAGAGAGAGAGAAUGUCCACUUGGUUAAAUGUCAUGGGCAGCUACUGAUUUGAUUGUGGUGUCUCUAUGUAUAUUUUUGUAAAGACUUGCAUUUUCAAUGCUUCAAUAUUGGUGAUGACUUGAUUGAUCGUAACUUGCAACAUUGUCCUAUUGAAAAAAUGUCAUGCCCGCACAGCGACUGGUACUGGCUCGUGCCGAACGGUUAAACCAACCGUUCAGCUUGUUCUUUAAUACUAAACGUGGUAGUAAAAUGGAAAUGUGGGAGCCGUGGUGCCGGCUGCGCGCCGGGCGUUGCGGGUGUCGCGAGGCAGGUUCCUGGCUGCCGCAGGGAGCUCUGCACAGCGCUGCCGGUUCUCUUUACGCUGCCGGCUGCAGAGGCGAUGCUCGCGUGUAGCCUCCCCGGGAGAGGGGUAGUCCUGAAGCUUGUUCAGGGAGCAGGCAGGGACACACCACGUCAGGAUGGAGGCUUCGUGGCUCUUGACCUGGCUGCUAAUGCUAAACGUUGGUGCGAGGAGGGGAGACCCCUUGCAAUGGAAAAUUAAGUUCAGAUUUCAGCAGAAGAGCGACUGCGUAUUAGGUUGUGCGUACAUUUUAUGCAGUUUUUGUAUCUAUUCUAAAUUUUAGUGAGCAGUUAACCAUAAAAUUGCUUAGUUUUCCUGCUGUUAGCUACAAGUAGAUUGUUUCGAGUUGUGUGUGUACAGUAURUAAGAACUAAACUUUUAUGCCAAUGACUCCUGUGGUUAGUUGGUGUAUUCAUAGGUAUAAACCUGCAGCCAUCUCUCUUCUCGAGUACAAAGGCUUGCUGCUCCCAUCCAGAAGUACUUAGCCGAGCAAGGCUGAAUCACUUUGUCCUCAAAAUGGAUAGUGGUUUGGGGCAAGAUUUCAUUUUACUUGAACAAAGGUUUCAAGUUGGAUAUGAAUAAGAGCUGCAUCUCUAGCUAUUUAGUUUAUCACUAAUACAGUAUAAUUAGUAAAAUGAAUGUGAAAAAUAACAAAACCAGUGUGUAAUCUUACAAGUAUUUCUCUAGAAGGCAAGAUAGAUACUUUGUUAUCAAAGCGGCUUUUGGCGUUGUUUUUUCUAUUUCCCUUCAAAAGCCAGCAUCACACUUAGUGGUCCUUGUCUGUGUAGUAGCAUACAAGACCUUCGUUUAAAAACUUCCUUUUUAGAGAAAUGUCUUAGGUUUUGGUUUUACUGUUUUCCGCAGGGCCUUUGAAGAACUGCAGAUGGCUUUUAAAUACUGGCGGUGGAACGUGCUUAGGGGGUUGAUUCUAGAACCUUUGUAUAUUUGAUAGUAUUUCUAACUUUUUCUUUACUGUUUGCAGUUAAUGUUCAUGUUCUGCUAUGCAAUCAUUUAUAUGCACGUUCCUUUAAUUUUGUAGACUUUCCUGGAUGUAUAGUUUAAAAACCACAAAGUCUAUUUAAAACUGUAGCAGUAGCGUGCAGCUCUAGCAGAGGAAAGUUGUGGGAUUAAACUUUGUAUUUCCUUUCUUAUAGAGGCUUCUAAAAAGGUAUUUUUAUAUGUUCUUUUUAACAAAUAUUGUGUACUACCUUUAAAACAUCAAUGUUUUGAUCAAAAUAACUAAAGACCCAGCUUAUUUUCUGCUUGCUGUAAAUUUAGCAAACAUGCUGUAAUAAAAAAAAAAAAUGAAGGAAAUACUGAUCCACUGGAAUUAUUGUAGCUUUAGAAUUUGACUCCAGAGAAUUGCUAGGAGCAGAAUUAUGCAUCCCUUGUGGAGUAAAAUCUUUCCUAUGGUAUUUCAGUAAAGUCAGGAAUCUGUUUAUUGUUUGACAUCGGAGUAAAUAUCACUUCCUAUUUCUACGAGGGGUACUAGACAAAAUAAGACUGACAAGCAAAUGUUGUAACACCUUGAAAUUUCUCUUCCAUUGACUUUUGUUAUUGCUGGGUGGACUUCCCUGUGGUUUUAACUUGGAUAUUGCUGGCUAGGUUACAAACUGCAGUUAAAGAUUCAUAGAGAGGCUAGUUUCUAGGUGCUAGAUAGCUCCUCCUUAUCCAGAGCUGCACCACCAGUGGUUCUUCAGCAGGCUGCGAACGGGCUUUGGUGCUCAGGAGUUUGAGCUGCCUCCUGGCACUAGUGCUUGUAGAGCUUGUUCUUUUUAUGCCACUGAAUGAGAGCAAUUCUGAAGAGCACUUAAAUACUUUGAUAAAUCCAGUCUUAUCCUUUUUAUGUUGAACUGUGAUUGUCUGGUAGUUGAUUUCCCUGAAAAUGGUUUGUAACAAAGGGGAGGGGGGGGUGGAAAAAAGAACACUCCUGUUUUCCAACCUCUUUAAAUGGCAGAGGUUCAAAGCCAGGUGCUGCACCUGACGGUCUCUGGGGAGGAUGCGGAUCCAGAGCUGGGGGGUGUUGUCAGCAGCCUGCCAAGCACUGCUGUGAAUAAUGGUCACCUUUUAGGCCAGCCAGAAUUGGAGCUGGUUGGGUGGGGAGGAGGGAAGAGGACAGCGUGGCCAGGCUGAGAUUCCAGCUUGUGCCUGCAGCCUAACAGUAACAGACCUUAACUAUUUUGUCAUCGUGUCCUUAUAUUGUGUGCCUCAACAUUUAUGUAUAGCACAGUUUAAAUUUUUUGUUUUGAAAAUCCAAUUCAUUGCAAGUAUAAUGUAGUAUCUGACAGUUCUGAUGGUUCUUUCUUUCUCUCCCAGAGGUAGGACUAAACUUUGACUUGACUUGUGUAUAUGAACAAGCCAGAAAAGCCGAACACAAACCCACGAUGUUUCAAGA